ACAGUCCUACCUUGUUAAAGAAUAAUCCUAUUAAUCCUAUAAUUCACUAUUGCCAGCUGAGAAAUUGGCAAAAAUAUCAUUUUCAACUUCAAAUUCAAACAUUUGAACAUAGCUAUUCCAUGGAGGUAAUAAGAAAACAAGGGAGGUAAUUGUGUUAUUAUUUCCUGUGUCAAUGAUUUUUAAGGGUGGGAAAUAAUGCCCAUGAUCGUAUAAUAGUGAGUUGAUAACCUAUAAAUUGAGCAAAAGACAUAGAAAUAAUUAUGUUUUGACUUUCUUAGAAAAUAUGAAAUUCUCGCUUUAAGAAAUGGACUUGGCCAAUGAAUGUGUUUUGAUCGGAUAUAAAAAGGGUCAAACUCAUGUUUGGGAUGGCCUAGUGGUCUAGAGCGCCGUGCUUCAACCUCUAGCUGGCCGGUCACUUCUGGCUUGCGGUUGUGGUUUCGAUCCCUGGUGUGAGGAUAUGUGGUUUGGAGAUAUAGGGGUGCCUUCUCAACCUCGUGGGUUUACUCCGGUUUCCUCCCACAGGACAGAGGGUAACCUUGUUUUGUAGACUAUGAAUGAUGAUUGUGUCAUGAAUGGAAAUGACGACCAAGCACAAGUUUUACAGUUCAUGAAGACAAUGGAAUUGUAUGCUGACCUUAUGGAAGCAGCCCAGACAGAAGUUAACAAGUCAAAUUUCAAACUGACCGAUUUACAAACAUCUAUUGAACUGACCUUCAAUAAUAAAGGAAGGAAUGGAGCAUUGAAAAAUGCUAUUUAUAAAUAUGUAUGUCUCCAUGCUGCCAAACAUUCAGAAGUACCAGUAGAUCACUUAAAAGAUCCUAUUUCAUAUGUAUUUAAAGCACAGCAAUCAUGGGAAAAAAAAAUAAUGAAAAGUUUAAAUAGCAUGUGUACUGAAUUAAAUGUACCACUUGCAAGACAGAGAACAGAAAAAGAGCAAAAAGAAUUUAAUCAUAUGUGGACUGCAUUGGGUGCAGAUGGUCCAGAUUUUAGUCAAAUACGACCAGUGUAUGCCCCUAAAGAUUUCCUGGAAGUAGUCACCAGUCUUAACAAUGUUAAUUACAGAUCAACCAAUCACAGUGGGUUCAACCUAUGGGGUAUCAUACAAAUACCUCUCAAAAACAGAACAAUGGACGAAUUACGAAUUCAGUUCAAUGAGAUGUCAAUCAAUCAAUGGCAAUCUGGCAUGGAUGAUGAACAAGAUAUAUCUGUUGAGAUUUUUGAUCAUGAUAGAAUAAAAUUAGGCCAAAAAGUCAUUGCAUCCAAACAUGCUCCACUGGCUUGUGAAUUUACAAAAAAAGGAAGUUCCAUCAGUUUAAGAGGUGAUCUUUGGUGCCAGAUGAUGGGAAUAAAAAUUGAUGAUGUGGAUAUUUUAUAUUAUGAGAAACUAAAGUCAAACGUUCUUCAACAUGAACUGUUAAUUGAUAAUUUACUAUAUAAAGAUGUGAAAUUAACAGCAACAAAUGAUGAUCAUUAUUUUGUUUUUGAAGAUUUUCUUUAUCAAAUUCUCUUGCCUUUUUCACGAGACACUGUUGUACUGAGAAAUUUAUUAGAGAAUUCAACUGCAACCCCUGCAAGAUCUUAUAUUCGAGGAAAAGUUGGUUUGGAACAGUUUGAAGUAUAUUAUCCACCAAGUGGGGUAAUUCCAUUCCAUGGAUUUGCAAUGUAUGUAUCACCAUUGUGUUAUCUAUAUAAAGAACCAAUAAAGUUAUAUUAUGUUUUUCGAGAGCUGUAUACAUGUUAUUUUUUCCGUCUCCAUGUCCUUUCAACAGACCCUCAGGGAAUUCUAUCAUUAAGUCAGUUAUUUGAGACUUUACUGCAAACACAUGAAGCUGAACUGUUUUAUCAUCUUAAAUCUGUAAAUUGCCAACCGUUAAAGAUAGCAUUUAAAUGGUUAAUGAGAGCAUUUUCUGGCUUUCUAGCAAGUGAUCAGGUUUUGAUUCUAUGGGACAGGAUUUUAGCAUUCAACUCUCUAGAAAUUCUAUCAGUGCUAGCUGUAGCGAUAUUUACUUUCCGGAAGACAAAUUUAAUGAAGGUUCAGACCUACAGUGCGGCUGAGGGUGUAUUGGCCGAUUUGACAACACUGCAAGUUCUUCCCCUCAUCCAGCUGAGCCUUUUUUGCAAGUAAUUCACUGCCUACAGUUAUGAAGUUUCUUUUACUUUCAGCCAUCGAAAAUGAAUGAUUGAUUAUAUUGUAUUUAUUUUGUAAAUUAUAAUGCUUAUAGUUAGCAAAACAUAUCUGUUAUUUAUACAACAUCAAUCCAAAUGCCUUGUGUUGUUACGCCUCGCUGUCCUUUCCUAAACUGCGUAAAGAUGCAAAAUGCCUAUUGCAGGUCUUUUUUUUUUGGCUUCAAAUGUUAUAUAAACUAUUAUUGUCCCCCGCCUUUCGAAGAAAGCAGGGGACUAUUAAAAUGGGUUCGUCCGUCUGUCUGUCUGUCUGUCUGUCUGUCUGUCUGUCUGUCUGUCUGUCCGUCUGUCUGUCCGUCUGUCUGUCCGUCACACUUUUUGGGACACAAUAACUCUCUUCCUAAUUGAGCUAGAAUGUUCAAACUUGGUGUAUGUGUUUAUUAGGUCAAUGCCUUGAUGGAGUUCGAAGAUGAGCAUUUUCCGCUUAGGGUAAGCAGAGAUAAGCAAUUUGAUUGGUUGAUGCUUUGGGACACGAUAACUCUCUUCCUAAUUGGGCUAGAAUGUUCAAACUUGGUGUAUGUGUUGAUUAGGUCAAUGCCUUGAUGGAGUUCGAAGAUGAGCAUUUUCCGCUUAGGGUAAGCAGAGAUAAGCAAUUUGAUUGGUUGAUGCUUUGGGACACGAUAACUUUUAAUUGAGCUAGAAUGUUCAAACUUGGUGUAUGUGUUUAUUAGGUCAAUGCCUUGAUGGAGUUCGAAGAUGAGCAUUUUCCGCUUAGGGUAAGCAGAGAUAAGCAAUUUGAUUGGUUGAUACUUUGGGGCACGAUAACUCUCUUCCUAAUUGAGCUAGAAUGUUCAAACUUGGUGUAUGUGUUGAUUAGGUCAAUGCCUUGAUGGAGUUCGAAGAUGAGCAUUUUCCGCUUAGGGUAAGCAGAGAUAAGCAAUUUGAUUGGUUGAUGCUUUGGGACACGAUAACUUUAGUUCUAAUUAAGUGAGAUUGAUGAAACUUGGUGUAUAGCUUUAUUACAUCAAUACCUUGACUUAGUUCGAUAAUGAAUAUUCUCUGCUGUCAUGUCAUGGCUGAGUUCAAUGAUUUACAUUAGUCGAUGCUUUGGGACAAGAUAACUUUGAUUCUAUCUGAUGGAGAGUGCUGAAACUUAGUGUAUAGUUUGAUUGCUCGAUACUUUUGAAAAAAAUAAAUGUGCGAUUAAUAAAUAUGUGUCAUCUAUUUAUUUUUGGACAUCAGCCUCACUGUUGGCUUGUUUAGACAUUUAUUAACAUAACAAGGUUAACAACUCUCUAGACUAUCAGAUGGCAGAGAUUUAAAUGGAUUUAAACGCCUGCUUGAUUAAAAAGUCUCAUUUGUCCAGUACCAUUGCUACAAUAAUAAACAAUUUAGGAUACAUCUUCCAACACUCAUAACUUUGAUUUGAAUAAAGUAAUUUGAAUGAAAUUUUCAA
Molecule: messenger RNA, 3580 nt
Organism: Patella vulgata (common limpet)
Lineage: Eukaryota; Metazoa; Mollusca; Gastropoda; Patellidae
Product: TBC1 domain family member 19
Exons: 18
Coding region: 551-2125 (524 amino acids)
Source: RefSeq, a predicted model, not a curated record